Messenger RNA from Myxocyprinus asiaticus (Chinese sucker), 2153 nucleotides. RefSeq names its product chemokine-like protein TAFA-5. The transcript is spliced from 4 exons. Lineage: Eukaryota; Metazoa; Chordata; Actinopteri; Cypriniformes; Catostomidae. The coding region runs from base 923 to 1318 and encodes 131 amino acids. Gene Ontology annotation, biological process: G protein-coupled receptor signaling pathway. The record is from RefSeq and is a predicted model, not a curated record. Gene Ontology annotation, molecular function: G protein-coupled receptor binding; receptor ligand activity.
UGACCGUCGCACUGGAGCGCCGCUUUUUUAGACGCCGUGUCAAGUUUAAAAUAACUUAAACUGUUAAAAACGUGUCUCAAGACACCUGCGUUCUGCUCUAUUCGUGGCGCGGCGUCUCGCCUUUUUAGCGCAAGUACGCGUUCGGUCUGAACAGCCCCUUAAAACUACUUAAACUGUUCAAAACGCGUCUCGAGACACCUGCGUUCUGCUCUAUUCGUGGCGCGACGUCUCGCCUUUUUAGCGCAAGUACGUGUUCGGUCUGAACGACCCCAUACUUGAACUAGCCUAGUAGCUUUUAGCGUUAGGACGUGUUCGGUCUAAACGGCCCUUAAAACUACAUCAAGUGUUAAAAACACGUCUCGAGACACCUGCGUUCGCUCUAUUCGUGGCGUCUCGCCUUUUUAGCACAAGGACGUUUCGGUGUGAACGACCCCUUAAAACGAAUUGAACUAGUUGUUUUUAGCGCAAGGACGUGUUCGGUCUUAACGGCCCCUUAAAACUAGGCUACUUUAACUAGUAGUUUUUACGGUUAUAACGUGUUCGGUCUGAACGGCCCCUUAAAACUACCUCGACUGUUAAAAACGCGCCUCGAGACACCUGCGUUCGCUCUAUUCGUGGCGCUGCGUCUAACUGUAGUUCUUUUCUUUUCUUUUUUUUAGCGUAAAGACGUGUUCGGUGUGAACGGCACCAAACACAUUAAUCGCUGGCAGUCAAUUAUACAAUUUAUACGACAAACAAACGUGAACGGACGGAUCGUUCUUUGAAUCGUCUCCCAUCCCAGCAUUUCGACUCACGGAUACGUUCGCGCCGUUUGCCUAAUUCCUUUGUGCCAACUUUGCGAUGAACGACGACGCCUGAAUUGCCGGUAGCUGCAGGAGCCUAAUUCGACUGGUGAAUUUAGAUUAAGAAGGGACUGAUUUUGAUGGCUUCACCCUUUAGAAAGAGGAAUAGACGAAGGGAUACAUGGGUGACGAUGUCCUCAACUUUCUGGCUUGCACUGAUGUUGACCGGUCUACUGACCCUGUACUGCGGUCAGUUGGUGGCAGGUACAUGUGAAAUCGUGACCCUGGACAGGGACAGCAGUCAGCCAAGGAGGACCAUUGCCCGACAGACAGCCAGGUGUGCCUGCAGGAAGGGCCAGAUUGCCGGCACUACCAGAGCCAGUCCAGCAUGUGUUGAUGUGCAUAUUGUGAGGAACAGACAGUGGUGUGAGAUGAUGCCGUGUUUGGAUGAUGAAGGCUGUGGCCUGCUGAUAAACAGAACAGGCUGGACAUGUGCACAGCCGGGAGGCCGAGUAAAAACCACCACAGUAUCCUGACGCCAGUGGGGGGCGAUUUUCCCAAGAGAGGUGCCACAUUUGGAAGCACCUCUUCAUUCUCCAAAACAACAGCUGGACGGGGGAGUGGAGCAUUCAUCAUAGUCGUGUUAGCCCUGUCUGUCAGUCUCUCCAUUAGUCCUUCAGUCUCAUAAGUAAAGGGGUGAGGACCUCUCGCUAUGGAGUUUAUACACUGACCAUGAGGAAUGGAUCCCCCCUCCUCCUACAUGGCCGAUGUUUUGUUUGCCAAUGCCGAAUCUGGAAAAUUAUCAGUAAAAUGACGGACAUUGACGGACACAAAAUAGUUUAUGAAUCGAACCUGCUUUGGCUCAAUCAAUGUGUGGGGAUCUAUCAACAUUUUACAGACCAAAGAAAUAUGGAAAAACUAUUUCUGUGGAAGGAUUUCCAGUACAAAUCAGCUACUUCUGCUUUGAAAAACGCAAGUAAAAACGCACACAUACCUGAGCUUUGUAAGGAGUUUUCCCAAUUGAGCACACUUAAAUGGACAACAAAAGACUUCUACAAUAAAACUGAGUUGUCUGUUGACUUUUCUUCAUUUGUAGAUCUGCUGCCAUUGUUGUGAAAUGAACUGAAAUCAGCUAGGAUUUGGAAAUGUGGUUUAGCAUGGCAGGUGAUCUAACAAACAGAACAUUAUCCACCUGACCCAAAGAGACUAUAGCAGAGACUGGAAUACACUUCUGCUUUGGAAGAGACCAUCCUAUGUAUUUUCAGAGUCAUAAAGUUAUAUAUAUUUAACAGUUUUAUAUGAUGUAUCUUUGUAGUGAACCUUAUUUAACACUGACAAUGUGAUCCUAUUCAUAAAGGGUGGCUUGAAAAA